Amblyraja radiata (thorny skate) is the source of this 1272-nucleotide messenger RNA. RefSeq names its product transcription factor Sox-7-like. Gene Ontology annotation, molecular function: RNA polymerase II cis-regulatory region sequence-specific DNA binding; DNA-binding transcription activator activity, RNA polymerase II-specific. Lineage: Eukaryota; Metazoa; Chordata; Chondrichthyes; Rajiformes; Rajidae. The transcript is spliced from 2 exons. Gene Ontology annotation, biological process: cell differentiation; positive regulation of transcription by RNA polymerase II. The record is from RefSeq and is a predicted model, not a curated record. Gene Ontology annotation, cellular component: nucleus. Bases 130 to 1215 code for a protein of 361 amino acids.
GGGACUGUCUUCCUGAUAUGGGACCAGCUUUAGGCAUCAGCGCAACUGUGAUUUAAACCCACUUGCUUUUACACAAGUUUCAAAAAGUUGUACGGAUCUUUUUUAAUCAAAGUGACCUAAUCCAUAGUGAUGGCUACAAUAAUGAGCCCAUACUCAUGGAAAGAAGGGUUGGAAUCUCCUGCUGGGGAAGGAAAGCCCAGGGCUGGUCUCACAGCUCACGAAUAUCCAGCCAGAAACAAAACUGAGCCACGAAUCCGGAGACCCAUGAAUGCCUUCAUGGUCUGGGCUAAGGACGAGAGGAAAAAACUAGCCAUCCAAAAUCCUGAUUUACACAACGCAGAGCUGAGCAAAAUGCUAGGCAAAUCAUGGAAGGCGCUCACUCCUCCACAGAAGAGACCUUUUGUAGAAGAAGCAGAAAGAUUGCGAAUCCAGCACAUGCAAGAUCAUCCCAAUUACAAAUACAGGCCUCGGAGGAAAAAACAGAUCAAACGUCUGUGCAAACGUGUGGACCCCAGCUUCCUGCUCAACAACUUCCCCCACGAUCAGACUCCUGUUCACAGUGGAAGAAUCUGCAGGGGGCCGCUGGAGGAGGAAGAGGAUAAAGGCUAUCGGCCAGCCUCGAGAUUUCCUGCAAUCAGCAGAUUCAGGGAUACACAGAACACAAAUGGGAGUUUCGACAACUAUGGGCUCCCCACACCAGAGAUGUCCCCUCUAGACGUAGUGGACGCUGAUCAUAGUUUCUUUCCACCUCCGUGUACAGAAGGUUCUCCUCCUCAGAUGAAUGGAAUGAUGUAUCAUUCAGAAUACAGUCAAAGUCCCAUUCGAUGUGGAAAUCUGAAUCAGAUCUCAAUCCAUCAAAAUAGAUCUCCUAUGAUGCACCCUUCUGCCAACCAUCCUGCACCACCUCCUUAUUAUAACCGAAUUUUACACCCAGCAUUCCAGUCCAUGAAUUCAGGCACAUCAGUCCACCUUUCUCCUCCACGUGACCACCAUCAUCUGGACAACCUUGAGCACAUCAGCCAGGCUGAACUUUUGGGGGAAGUGGAUCGAAAUGAGUUUGAACAGUAUUUGAACACCUCCAGUCACCUGAAUCAAGCAGGAAUGGUAAUGAACUCACAUUUAUCUGAUGUUAGCCCAUCAGGAGGCACAAGUUCAGAGAGGAGCUUAAUUGCAGUCUUAGCUGAUGCUACUGCAGCAUAUUAUAAUGGCUCCUAGACCAUACAGUGCCCUCCAUAAUGUUUGGGACAAAGCCCCAUCAUUUAUUUAUUUCCC